CCAUCCCCCGCCCCUCCACGCCUCCGCCUCGGCCAAUCAGCGCCCUCCCGCCCGUCCGGCCCGCGGAGAGUUCCUAGCAAGAUGGCUGCGGCGUGCCGGGUAGUGAAGGGCCUGGUUGCUCUAAUAACCGGAGGAGCCUCUGGUCUAGGUCUGGCCACAGCAGAGCGACUGGUGGGGCAAGGGGCCACUGCUGUGCUUCUGGACCUGCCCGACUCUGAUGGGGAGGUCCAAGCCAAGAAGUUAGGGAAGAGCUGCGCCUUUGCCCCAGCUGAUGUGACCUCAGAGAAGGAUGUGCAAGCAGCCUUGACUCUAGCAAAAGAAAAAUUUGGCCGUGUGGAUGUGGCAGUCAACUGUGCAGGCAUUGCAGUGGCCAUAAAGACAUACAACUUAAAGAAGAAUCAGGCCCAUUCCUUGGAGGACUUCCAGCGAGUUCUCAAUGUGAAUCUCCUCGGCACCUUCAAUGUGAUCCGCCUGGUGGCCGGUGAGAUGGGCCAGAAUGAGCCAGACCAGGGAGGCCAGCGUGGGGUCAUCAUCAACACUGCCAGCGUGGCUGCCUUUGAGGGCCAGGUUGGACAAGCUGCAUACUCUGCUUCCAAGGGGGGCAUAGUGGGCAUGACUCUGCCCAUUGCUCGGGAUCUGGCUCCCAUGGGCAUCCGAGUGAUGACCAUUGCUCCAGGCCUAUUUGGCACCCCGCUGCUCACCAGCCUCCCAGAAAAAGUGCGCAACUUCUUAGCCAGCCAGGUGCCCUUCCCCAGCCGACUGGGUGAUCCCGCUGAGUAUGCUCAUCUGGUACAAGCCAUCAUCGAGAACCCAUUCAUCAAUGGAGAGGUCAUCCGGCUGGAUGGGGCCAUCCGCAUGCAGCCUUGAAGGGAGAGGGCAGAGAAAACACAUGCUCUUCUCUUCCUGCUUCCCUUGGAGUACUUUACUGCAGCCUGGGAGGAAGUCCCACAGCCAUCUUGUAACUCUGCCCAGUAGUCACACUCUGUGCCUAAUAAAGUCUGUUUCUCACACGGA
This is a messenger RNA of Leptonychotes weddellii (Weddell seal), 1014 nucleotides long. It is a transcript of the gene HSD17B10, whose product is annotated as hydroxysteroid 17-beta dehydrogenase 10. Gene Ontology annotation, cellular component: mitochondrion. Gene Ontology annotation, molecular function: estradiol 17-beta-dehydrogenase [NAD(P)+] activity. NCBI's taxonomy places the organism in Eukaryota, Metazoa, Chordata, Mammalia, Carnivora, Phocidae. Gene Ontology annotation, biological process: fatty acid metabolic process; estrogen metabolic process; androgen metabolic process. The record is from RefSeq and is a predicted model, not a curated record.